Molecule: messenger RNA, 1965 nt
Organism: Saccoglossus kowalevskii
Lineage: Eukaryota; Metazoa; Hemichordata; Enteropneusta; Harrimaniidae
Biological process (GO): RNA polymerase III preinitiation complex assembly
Cellular component (GO): transcription factor TFIIIB complex
Molecular function (GO): TFIIIC-class transcription factor complex binding
Source: RefSeq, a predicted model, not a curated record
GAGGUCACUGGUGUCACAUUGUCGGAACAAAUUCUGGAUAAACUGCCAUUAGAAGUAACUCCUCCAACAUGUACAGUAUCAUCAUUAGCAGAUCUAGAGGCAAAAAAAAGCUCAUAUACCGGUACUGCAGAUUCUGGGGAUGAAAUUGUACUGGGCUCUGUUAAUCAAAUUCCGAAUGAGGAUGAGAAUGAAGUGAUGGACGAAGAUCACGUUGGAAAGGAUAAUACUCCAGAGAAUGAAGAAAAUGUUGAGAAGGAAGCAGUAGAGGAGGAGGGAGAUAAUGCAAUGCCUGUACCUCAGGUUAGAAUAAGUGAAGACGGUACGAUAGUUGUUAAUGAAGCAAGUUUAUUAGUAGAAGCCUCUCCACCCAAGACACAUGACCAUUGUGACAGUGAAGUAGUGUAUGAGAAGGCAUCAUAUACAACAUAUGCAAGUUUUAAAAAGAAAACACAUACAUCAGCAUGGACUGAUCGAGAAACCAACAAAUUCUACAAAGCUCUGAGCACUGUUGGCACUGAUUUCACCCUCAUCAAUGCCAUUCUACCAAACAGAACACGACAUGAAAUUAAGAAUAAAUUCAAAAAAGAAGAAAGAAUUAAUCGUGGACUAGUUGACCAUGCUAUAAAGCUAAGGAAGCAUUUUGAUAUGUCGGUCUUUGAACAGACUGAAUCAGAUAUUGAAGCUGAGAAGGAAGAACAAAGAAAAAGAGAUAAGAAGCAAAGAAAAUCUAAAAGUUACAAACCUAGACAAAAACGAGGUAGAAAGAAAAAGACAUCUAGUAAACAAAAACAUAAAGAGGAUGAUGAUGAAAGUGAUGCUGAUGUUGCUAUGGAGUCUAAUGAGGAGGAAGAAGCGGAAUCUAAAGAUGGUGAUGAUAAUGAGGAGGAAGAUGUGGAAAUUAAUACCAUUUUGGGUAAACCCACACGGUCUGGAAGACAGCCAAAAAUUGUUAAAUCAUUUACAGUAAAUACAGAGUGCCUUGGACGGAAACGUAGAGGUCGUGCCAAGGAUAUUCCCCAGGGCAGCAUAUUAGCAGUACCUACACUGCAGACACAAAAAACUGCUAAUGAAUUUGAUAAAUAUGCUUCACCGUCGGUUGCCAGUGAUACUAGUGACUCACACAAGGAGAAACAGGAUACUCCUACAGUUCAUAAAGAAACAAUAAAUGAUGCGCAAACACCGGGAAGUGAUACUCAGGGUAGCCUUGUUGCGGCAGGCGAAAACAUUGUGAUUAUUCAUAACCCUGGUUCUGGCAGCAGCAGAAAUAUCGUUAUUGUGCACACGCCAAAUGCCCGAAAUGCCGCUAGUGCAUUGGUCACAUCACCGGAUAUAGCUGCAGCAGGAAUAGAGACUACCCCUCUGUCAGGUAUGAAAGUAACUCAGCUGAUGGUUAAUGAUGUGCAACAGAUACAAGCUUCAAAUCAUGGAAGCCAAAUUGAUGAAGUUAUAAACAAUAAUGCUGAUGUUAGUAAAAUAACUGUUGAUAAUGAGACUACUGUUGUUGACUCAUUGGAUAACUGUGCAGUCAUUGAGUCAUUAGUCAACAGUGGUGUCAUUGAAUCAUUGAGUAAUAAAAGAACUAGUGAAAGUGUUGUCACUGAUGAUGGAGUCAUUGACACAUUAGACAGUGGUGAAAUCAUUACACCGUCUGAAUGCAGUGAAAUUAUCGAGGUUGAGGACAAUCUGAUUGAGGUGGAAGAUGUUGAGACUAGUGACAUCAUUGAAUCAUCGGAUGAAUUCAUGGGUGCCGAAGCAGUGGUGGAGAUAAACGCUAGUCAGCAUGUCAGUCGGGGUAUAAUGAUGACAGCAACUUCAUUGCCGUUCAUUCCACCCACAGUCCCAGUCACUACAUCUUCCUCAAUCACUAACGUUAUCAAUAUGAAUAUCAAGGACCACACGGAUUAAUAUUGUAUGUAAUACAAAAAUAAAAUAAAAUCACCUCUUGCUUUGAGUGGAUAUCACAAG